GGGGGCGGGCGCGCCCGGGGCGGCCGGCUUCCCGGCGGCGUUGCUGGCGGCGGCGGCGGCCGCCGGGUUCCCUCCGCUGCCGGCAGCCGCCGCGGCCAGAUUCCCCAGAAUGCCCUUCGGAGGACCGAUGUUUUUCCCUCGGCCGCCGCCGCCGGCGCACGCGCAGUCGUCCCAGCUGCCGCCGUCGUCGUUCGGCCCGCGCAUGCCGGCUCACAGCCGUCGGCCGCCCGCACCGGCGCCGGCACACUCGUCGAAAACGACGGCGCCGCUGCCGCCGCCGCCCCCGUCGCCGCCGCCGCCGCCCAAACCGCCGUCCUCUGCCGGCUCGUCGGCCGGCCCGGCACAGGAUCUGGAGGCGGAGAUGCGGGAGAUGGCCGAACUAGAGGCGCUCGAGAUGGCCUCGUUCGAGGCGGAGGCGGCCGAGGCCGAGGCUCGCUCCACCGCCGACCAGGUGUCGCACGCCAUGGGCAUCCAGCUGCCGAAGGAGCUGCAGAUCACACUGGUUACCAAGGCGUCCAAGUCGGGACGCAAGCGGCCGCCGCCGCCGAAACUGCACCCGAUCCGGCCGGCCGAGCCGCGGGCGGCCGGAGCGGGCGCGGCGCCGGCCCGGUCGUCGGCGCCGCCGCCGCCGCUGCACCCGCUGCAGCCCGGGGUGCCCGUGCCGCCGUGUACGACGGUGGAGGUGGCGCGCACGUGGCGGCCAGAGGGACCGCCCGUCUCCGGCCCGAUCGAGACGCUGGCCAACCGGCAGAGAACGCCACUGGACGCGGCUUCCGGCCCGGGAGAGUCGGGAGCCAAGAAGGCAGGUGCUGAGGUGAUUGGGAAGAAGGUGGGGGAGGGCGCGGUCAAGAAGGUCGGAGAGGGGGCGGUAAAGAAGCUGCCCGAUUUGAAGAAGGUUGGUGAUGUGGCUAAGAAGGCAGACGGACUUGCGACUGCCCGGCCCAAUUCCGAGUCGCGGUUGGCGCCGCCUGUGGACGGUGUGGCUCCUCCGAUCAAGGAGACAAAACUGACUCAGCCGACUCCAAAGCGGCCAGUGGAGGAGAUGCCCGCACCUCCCACAAUAAGUGUAGAACCCCCUCCUGUGAGUCAGGACCAAUCCUCUAGUGGCGUUUUAGCCAAACAGGCUAGUGAUGUGUCGCCGGUGAAAGUGACGAAAGCAGUCGACGACAAGGCUGCUACACCGCAAAAGAGUGACUCUAAGACGAAGAAACCAAGUGAGGUGAAGUCGAAUAGUUCAGGCAUUUCAAAUAGCAGUGUGGGUACAGAGACUGCAACGCCUCACAAGUCGUCGAGCAAAUCCAAAGACGGGAGCAAGUCCAGCUCCAAACACAAAUCUGACAAGAAAUCUCACUCGUCCGACAAGAAGUCCUCGUCCUCGGGUCGACUGAGGACUUCUUCUGAGGACUCGCGCUCGAGUAGUCCGAGCCUCUUCAAGAAGAAGAAAGACAAGCAGCACCGCCGCGAGGAGGGUGGCUCGGCGUCGGUCUCGACGGCCACCGACGGCUCUCAGGUCAGCCCGAUGCCGAAAAUCCCUCCGCUGCGCAUCACAAAGAACAAGGACGAGGGGUACUCGGUGCAGGCCGGCCGGCUGGGCUCGCCGACCAAGGCCAUCACGGGUCCGCCGGCGCUGCUGGCGCUGCCGCCGGCGCCGUCCGCCGCGGCCGGAUCCCCUCCGCCGCCGCAGCAGGCCUCCCCGCAGGCGCGCCCCAAGAAGAGCGAGUCGUUCUACAGCUUCGAGGUGGACGAGGCGGUUCACAUCCGUAACGGAGAGGACGGCCGGCCCAAGUUCGUCUGUGAUAUCUGUCAGACCAGCUACCAGCGGCUGCAUAGUCUCAAACGGCACUACUACCGCACACACAUCAACCACAAGUACAUCCACGAGAGCGACAUGGCCAGCGCCGAGCUGACUGCUCUCGCAGACACCAGCGGCUUCAAGGAGGCCACCGAGCUGGCCGUGGGCUCGCGGCGGCCGUACCUCUACUGCUGCUACCCGUGCCGGUCGCUAUACGACUCCCUACCAGCUGUGGUUGAACACCACGCGGCCGCUCACACGGGCAAGACGCGUGAGGCGCCGCCCGGAAAACGGCUCGAAUGUGACAAGUGUGAUGAGACUUUCGCUACGAAGCGGGACCUGGAGAAGCACCGUGAGGUGCACGCGUGUAGCUCGUUCGCCUGCAAGUUCUGUGAUCAGGUAUUCCCGUGUGAAUCGGUCAAGAAACGACACGAAAAGAUCCACAGCCGUGAGGCGCGACCGGCGGAGGCGGGCUCGGGUCAGACGAUCGCCAAAAUCAACUUCGGCGGUGUCAAGAUCAGCGUUGGUAUCGGAAACCUGCAGCAGCUGAAGAAGUUCCAGGAGGCGUGCAAGGAGGUAGCCAAGACGAGCAACGGAACCAUCAGUCUCGAGUCGGACGACCUGGAGGCGCUGGAGCGCCUCGAGGAUAAACCGGUCGGCGAGCGCUGCAUGUACCCCUGCAACGUGUGCGACAAAAGCUUCCCCACCUACAAACGCAUGUGCUGUCACAUGCGGAUGGCGCACCCGCAUAAGCCCGUGCCCGUGAAGGAGCACGCGCUGGUGGCCCGCCACCGCGAGCAGGGCGAGGGCGAGGUGGAGCGGCAGCGUGCCGCCGACGAGUCGCUCUUCUACGCCGGCGUGCGGGAGAACGUGGCCGACAACCUCACCAACUACCUGGACGGCACGGAGGAGGUGCUGCGCCGCCUGCCGCCGCGCCGCCGCUCCGUCGGGGACGCCGAGAUGGCUCCGGACACCGAGCAGCCCGGCGCCGCCCGCUGUCUGGACGUGGCGUCAGGCCUGUGGGGCCGCCGGGCGGGCACCGCUCCGGCCGCGCCGCCGCCGCCGGCCGACCCCGUGCUGGCCGCGCUCGGUCUGUUCCCGGCCGCUCCACAGCCGCCGCCGGUGGUGAAACAGGAGCCACCCGAACUGCCGCCGGCGGCUGCGUGCUACCGCGCCAUGCGAGAGCGGCUUAUGCAGAAGUCUGCGCCGCCCCCAACAGCGGCUACUGCACCCGCGCCGGCGACGGAGAAUGAGACGGAAGGCGACGAGACGAAACCGGCGGCAGAGGAGAGCGGGGAGGAGAAACCAACUGUGCCCAAACCACCAGCAGACACACCGGAGACCGUCACAGAAAACAUGGAGACUGAGGGAGCUCCGGAGACUGAGGGAGUCCCGGAGUCUGAGGGAGCGGUCGGGGGCGAGCCGGAUGAACAGGAGGGUCUCACCGGGGAGUGGGAGCGUCUCAUGUGUUUCGUCUGCCACGCCUGCGGUGCGGUGUUCGGUAGUCUGUACGAACUGGACGACCACAAGGCAUACCGUCACCCGCACGUGCUGUGCGGUCACACCAGUCUACCGGACGACCUGGAGCUGCUCUCCGAGAGCGUGUUCGGGCAGUAUGUCAGCGGUGUUUCGGCCGAGCGGGACAACCUCGACUUCCCCGUCGAGUGUGUCACGUGCGGCCGCAACUGCAACUCGCUGCCCGAGCUGCACCGGCACAUCCUCGAGUGCGCCGGCGACGCGGACUGGAACACGUGGACCACGCCUAGGAAGCGCAAGUGGCGCGGUUUCGGCGCGCGUCGCCGCCGCCGGUUCCAGAGCCGGCGCGGAAUGAAGCGGAUCCUGACCACGCCGAGCCGACCCAAGCGGGAGAAGCAGCCCAAGCCCAAACAGAACAGAGACACCACGGCUGACACCAUCGAGAAGAUGCUGGCCAACCUGCCGGCCAAGCGGGUCUCCAAGCAGCUGUUCCCCAUGCUGAACCUGGUGCAGCUGCAGAAGCGCCAGCAGAAGCAGCCGUUCUCGGGCGGUGAGCCGGAGGCGGUGGCCGGUCCGAGCGGCCUGUCGGUGCGCACCUCGCGCCGCCUGGCUGCCUCAGUCGAGGAGCCGCCGCCGCCCCCGCCGCCGCCCCCGCCGCCGCCCCCGCCGCCGCCAGAGUCGGCGGGCGGGUCGCGCGGCGGCGGACGGUCGCGGCGCAGCCGGCGCUCCAGUCCGGUGCUGGAGACGGACACGGACUCGACGCCGACGUCAGUGACCUCGGCGGAGCCGCCGACCGACUCUGAGCCGCCCUCUGAGCUGCCGAGCGCGGCGGCCUCGCCCAGGGAAAGCGGCUCGCAGACGGACGCCGACCGGACGGCGGAGGUGGAGGAGCCGGCGGCGGCCGACUCCGCGCAGCCUUCACCGCCGUCAGAGUCUGUGGAUACUGUCGUAGAGGCAGAGAAGGGAGAGACUAACUCUGAGGAAGCGCCAGUGACUGUGAAGGUGGAGGGUGAGACGGAGCCGGCCGCGCCGCCGUCUGUGGACGCCAGCUCCACUGCGGACAGUGUCGAGUCGUCGGACGAUAUGGCGGUGACGGCUGUGACCGCGGCGGCGGCGGCAGCGGCGGCCGCCGCGCUGGUGACGGACGCUGAUGACGCGCCGUCGGAUGACGCCGGGACGGUCGAGGCGCCGGCGCCGGACGCUGUGAAAGUGACUAUGGAUGAUGGGUCGGCGGAUAGUGGUACCACCGAGCCAAUUACUCAGGGAACGACGCCUUCUGAUCUCAGUGCUAGUGAAGGCAAGCUGAACGGUGAGGACGCGGCGGCGGAGGCGACGAGCGUCGAUACAGACGCUGCGGAUGCAGUCGCUGUCUCGUCAGUUCCGUCAACCGAUGGAGCGGCCGACGAGCAGAAACCCAAAAAAUCAACUCCGACCAAAUCAAAGAGCAAAAAAGCAAAUACACCAGCAAAGAAAACUCAAGCCAAACCAGAUCUCAAAUCUGGAGCCAAAGCCGGAGCAAAGACUGAUUCCAAGCCUGGUGCUAAAGCGACGGUGGCGGCUGGGGCGAAGGCUAAGAGCGCUCAGCGGAGUGCCAGCCUGCCCCGGCCGGCCGCUCGGGACCGGAGCGGCGCUGCGUCCCGCUCCCAGUCGAUGGGCCGCGCUGCGCGCCCGGCGCCGAGCCCCUCACCUUCCGUGCCGCGGUCCCGGCGCAGCAGUCCGGCGCCGUCUGUCAGCUCCGCGGCCUCCGCGGCGCCCGCACAGACGCCGGGGGCGGCCAAAAAGGGUCGCCGCGUGCAGCCAGAGGGAGCAACUGCACCCAAAACUACUAAGAGGAAGGGUGAUGGGCCGGCGGGACCGCCAGCGAAGGUACGAGCCAAGCAGAGCCCUGGGAAGGGUAAGGCGGCUGGGAAGGCAGCGACCGCGGCACAGAAAGAUGUCAAGGAGGGAGAGAAAGUGAAGGAGGAGCCUCAAGUCUUCGAUGAAGUGCAAGACGAGACUGAGACUCCGCAGGAAGCUGCAAAAACGCCUCAAAAGACGGCGGCCACGGCCAAGAAGUCAGCAGACACUCCGGCACGAAACAAGAAGAAGGCUGCUGACAAGUCGCCUCAGGGUGGUAAAGCCAAGAAGGCGAAGAAGGACAAAGAUGAUUCUGAGAAAGCAGCGACAGAGGCAGUUGAAUCUGCCCCUGAGGCCAAGGACACCAACACUCCUCAGAAGAAAAGCAAGUCGAAAGCUGCUACCAAAGAAAAGACGGAAGCUGCUCAGGCUGCGACAACACCGGGCGAUGCGAAAGAAACCGACGCGGAAGCUCCACCUAAGAAGACUCCCGCAAAGCGUAACCGAUUGACGACCAAGAAAGGCUCCACCAAGAAGGCAAAACAGGACGCGGCAGCCGCUCCACCCUCUGAAAGUCCGAAAGACGAGCCGACCGUGGAGACCGCCGACUCAAUGGCGCCUCCGGCGGACGCGCAGACUCCGCCCACUCCGGCCGCAGCAGACGCCAUGGAGACACGCUCGUCACGACCGGCGUCACCGGAAGUGACGGAACGCAGCCGGAAGCGGGCUCCUUCCGGUGACACCGGUGACGGCCGGAAGCGCAGCCGCCGUCUGAGCGCCGAGUCCCGUGCGGGGAGUGAUCUGGGUACUUCUGGCGCCGCCCGAGAGGCUGGGGAUGACAUGUUCACAGUCUCCCUCACCACCGGCCGCACCCGCACCGUGUACACGUGCAAGAAGUGCUGCCAGAAGCUGUACCGUCUGUCCACGCUGGAGCGGCACAUUCAGAAGUGCUGCGAUCUGGCUGACUUCAGUCUGCGCUCGCUGAUGGACGCGGCCAGUCAGGCGGAGAGCGAGCUCGAGUGCCCGUUCUGCGCCAAACCGCAGGCGAGCUCUGACGAGCUGCAGCGGCACGUGGACGGCUGCCGGGAGGCCGAGGGCGCCCGGACACCGGGUGGUGAGUCUCAGGUGGACGCGCAGGAGACCAAGGAGGCAGCGAAGGAGCAGCAGGGGACGGAGGAGGAGACGCAGAAGGCGGCAGGGAAGCCGCAGAAGUCGGCGAAGGGGUCAAAGAAGGCGCAAAAAGACACGAAGAAGGCUGCGAAAGAAGCGACCAAGGCAGCGACAGAGACUGAGAAGGCCACGAAAGAGCCAGGGAAGCCACCGAAGGGAAAGAAGGCGGCGAAAGACGCUCAGAAGCCGGAAAAGGAGACCCAGAAGUCACCUAAGGAGUCGCCAAAAUCACCCAAGUCACCGAAAUCCCCUAAGGAAGCACCUAAAUCACCCAAGGACGCUCAAAAGUCGCCGAAAGGGUCACCGAAAUCACCCAAAUCACCGAAGGACUCGCAAAAACUGCCGAAGCCAUCACCCAAACCACUGACUGAACCUCUCACUGUGGAGCCUCCCGCGGACGAGCCGCUGUCUUUGAAGGACCUUUCGCCACGGGAACCGCCGACGCUGAAGGAGCCGUCGCCGCCGCUUCGGGAGCCUCCGCCUCUGGAGCCUCCGACCCUGAAGGAGGAGAGACAGCUGGAACCGCCAGCUCUGACCCCGCCGGCUCUGGCGCCGCCCACCCUGGCUCCUCCGGCUCUGGCGGCGCCGGUCCUGGCGCCGCCUGCCCUGGCACAGCCGGCAGAUCAGACUCCGAGCGAGACAGUCACCGGCCAAGCGGUUGAUGGGAAGGAGAUUAAACAGGAGAUGUCUGAUGGGAAUGAGAUUACCCAGGAGAUGUCGGCCGCGGCUCCUGCUGCCGUCCCAGCCCCAGUGCCGGCGCCGGUGUCUGUGCCGGCCGCGGAGCAGCUGUCCCCGGGAGCCCAGGAGGUCACCUCGUCCACCGACGGCGACCUCCCGGCCGAGACGGCUCCGUACCCCGCCGACGAGCCCGUCUCCUCCACCGACCCCGUCACCUCGUCCCGAGCCGCCGAGCCGGGCCAGGAGCCUCCGCAGGCCGCCGAGGCCGCGCGGCCGCCCCGCCGCGAGAUGACGUCUCCCGCUGCCGCCGGACCGCCCAAGCCGCCGCCGGCCGGCGCCGCUCCGGCUGCCUUCCAGUGCAGUCGGUGUCAGAGACAUUUCCUGUCAGCAGCGCGGCUGACGGCGCACAAAAGCCGCGGCGUGUGCGAGCCCGUUCAGCGGCCUCGAGAGGAGCGGAUCAGCAAGAAGGAGAGUCUGUUCAGUCUACUCCACAAUCUGAAGCGGGAGUUCCUGGCGGCGUCACUGUCAGAGAUGAAGUCGAGCGUUGAGGCGACGGACGCCAGUUUGGAGCAGAUCCAGCUCAUCUGGAGGAUUGUGGACAAGUUUAUCGGCUGCCUCUGCGACCGCGACACCGAAUGGGAGCACGAGAUGGACAAGAAGCGGUACCUGCGCGUGCGGCUGCUGCAGCGGGUGAAGGCGAUGGCUGUCGGACGCGACCGAGACAACACCGAGGACAACAUGGACGCCGUGCUGCUCGGGCUCGACGAGCUGAUGCGCAACGACGACGUGCUGCGCUUCCUGCGCGAGGUGCAGGGCCGCUGCCGGCGCGACACGCACAUCGUCCAGAGCAUGGAGCGCGAGGGCCUGUUCGGGUUCGGCGCGCGCGCCGCCGACAAGCGGCUCUGGGGCGCCGAGGACGGUCACCGGGCGGCCCCGGCGGCGGCCGGUGAGGAGCUGGGCGCCCCGCGCAGUCCGCGCCGGCCCCACUGCCCGCCGCAGCGCAACCGCAGCCCGCGGCCCGCCAGCGUCAUAGAGACCAUGCGGAACAACUUCAACCAGGGCCAGGACGGCGGCGCGAGCGGUGGCGGCGGGGCGGGGCUGGCGCUGCCGGCGCCUCAGCCCGAGGCGCCGCCCCCGCCGCCGCCCCCGCCGCCGCCCGAGCUGCCGGUGGACUACUACGACUACCCGCCGCCGCCGCCGCCCGGAGCGGGCGAGGAGUUCCUGUGCGGUCCGCCGCCGCCGGCCGACUCUGCGCCCCUGCCGCCGGUGCGGACUCUGAUGGCCGAACAGGCCAGCUCGUCAGGACUGGGCUACAUCAUGAGCACUGUGAACUCUGUGCUGGAUGACGACAACAGUAACCUCAGUGUGACUUCAUCUGCCGCCUCUCUGGGCGCCGCCGACACCCGGGAGGGUUUUUCCGCCGCCGGGCCGACAGAUUUUACCAUGGAGCCGGCACUGCAGCAGGCCAUGGGUAUCACCGAUGAGGAGAUGACCAUGCUCGAACAACUCGGCUCCUGCAACAAGGCCGAGCUCGUCUACGACAGCGGCUCGGCAGACGGACAGCUGCCUCCGCCGCCGCCGCCGCCGCCGCCCGCGCCCGCGCCGUCCGCGCUGCCACCGCCGCCGCCGCCCCCGCCGGCAGCGGCCGUGGCGGCGGCGUCGGACGCGACGGCGGCGGCCGAGCGACGACGGGAGGAGGACAUUGGAGGCGAGUUCGAGUGCCCGAUCUGUGACCGGCGGUUCCGCGGCCGCGCCUCCGUCCGCCAGCACCUCAUGUGGCAGCACCGCGCAUCGCAGGGCAAAGUGGCGCGCAAAAUCGAACACCUUGUGCCCAUUCAGAUUAUCCCGGCCAGCCAGCGGAACCAGGCGUGUUUCGUGUGCGGUGAGCUGAUUCGCGACCCGCUGCACCUGAACUUACACAUCGCGCGACAGCACAUCCGACGCCCCCAGCCGGGUGCCGACCGGAGCGGGCUCAAAUCGCAGAUGACCUCUGCGCUGGGUGGUCUGUUCGACCGGGCCAUCACCAACAUGCUCGGCAAGAGCAAGAUCUCCAAGAGCAAGGGCAGCUCGGACGCCAAGAGCUCCCCUCAGAGCACGGGUCGGUCGUCUCCGGCCGGCGCCGCCGGACCGUCGGCGGCGGACGGCGCGGCCUCGCCCGCCUCUGUCCCCGCCGGCGGAGCGGUGACGUACCCGCUGGCCGUGGGCCGCCUGGACAGCUCCAGUCUGACCAACCAGCCGUACGCGUGCCGGCUCUGCGACGAACGAUUCAAGCAGGCGAGCGGCCUGGGUCGCCACAUCGCCUCGGCGCACAAGCACGUCAAAAUCAACCUGUCUGACCUGGGUGACGUCAAAAAGUGUCCGCUGUGUGACGUCAUAUUCGAGAACAUGGCGUCGGUGGCGCUGCACGCGCAGCUGGCGCACAAGGAGGCCGGAGUCAGCCGGCGCGAUAUCAUCGCUCUGGCGCUGCAGAAGGACCAGGACUCGGCCUCCAGUCUGGUUCAGUGCCCGGUCUGUGGGGACAGCUACCCGAUCUCGGGUUCUGCCGGCCUCACCCGGCACAUGGCGCAGACGCACAAACACUGGCGGCUGGCGCUCGAUGUGGUCGACGGAGAGAUCAAGUUCGUGUGCCACUGUCAGAGCGACCUGAGCGGGGCGCCGCCGCUCGUCAAACCGGUCAUCAUUAAAACGCUGCGCGAGGACAAAACGGACGACUCCCGUACCCUGGAGGAGUACUCCCGCCCCGGGUCGACAGCGGGACGCGCCGCCUCCGCUGGAGGCCCUCCUGGAAAGGCAUCUCCGGCGCCCACGGACGAGGUCGAGAGCCCCUCCCUGCUCGACAUCUCAAACUACACGCCGACCAAGCCGGGUCCGUCCCAGCCUGCUACGUCUGGGGCCGCCCCUGACGCCGCCGCGGCGGCUGACGGGGCGCCCUCAGAGGCCGGUUCGGAGGAUACCUCGGCGGCGCCGGCGACCGCGGAGGACGAGGAGGGCGACUUCAUGUGUUCAGAAGCUGAUUGGGCCAGUCUGGAGUUUUCUGACACUAACAGCAACGCUAGCGGAGCCAGUGAGAUAAACAACUUCUCUUGCUCAGAGUGCGGCAUCAGCUUCUGCACGCCGCAGAAGGUCGUGGCUCACAUGGAGAGCGAACAUCCGCUCAACUCGGCCACUGUCACUGUGCCUGGACUGGAGGAUACGCGGUCGGAGGCAUCCGAGGAGGACGGGGACUCGGACAGUAAGCUGCUGUCCGAGCUGGUGGAGGCCCAUCCGUACGGCUCGGCGCUGGCCGAGCUGGCGCGUCAACUCAAACAGGCGGAGCGGCUGGCCUCGCCGAGCUCCCGCCGCCAGCCGCUCUCCGACGAGCAGCUCCAAAAGUGCCUCCAGCUCACCGCACGGAUGCGCAAAGGAGGCGUGUCGCGCCCGGCGACCGCCCGCGUGCCGCGCCGCACCGGCUCCGGCACCAUCGAGGGCAGCUCCUCUCGCGUGGAGCGCGUCGACCGCGCGUCCAGUCUGAAGAUCAUGAGCAUGCUGCAGCGCGUGGAGCGUCGGCCGGGCCGGCGCGUGGCCGCUGAGCAGCCGGACGACCCGCCGGCCGACCCGUACCAGUUCACGGAGGACGGGGAGCCCCGCCGACCGGCCGUGGUGCGAACGUACGCCCGCAGUCGGCUGCCGAGCAGCGCCAAAAGCGCCACACCGGCGGCGGUGACCAGGACGCCGCCGACGCCCCGCAGGGAUAUCGCCAAACCCACCCAGAUUCUGGAGUCGAUGAAGCAGAACUUCAACGAGCCGACUAUGCCCGCCGCACCGAUGACGCUUGGGAGUGAGGUGGGUGAACCGACGCCAACUCCGAUCUCUACACCGGUGGCUGUGAUAGGGGAGGGUGCAGAGGUGAAGACGGAGAAAGCGGAGACCAAGGAGCGCCGCUCGCCGACCAAGCGAGUGCGGCCCAAGAAACCAGUGACGGAUGAUGGGGAUCUGGACCGGGUAAUCGAGGAGGUCAUCCGCUCCUGUGCCGUGGAGGAGGGAGGAGACGCCAGUCAGGAGGCGUCCCAAACGCCGGCCGCGCCAGCGGAGAAGGCGACUGACGUGUCAGAACCUCCCCCAUCAGCCACCAGCGACUCGGCAAAGGCGAGGCUCGAGGCUCCCCCCAAGGAGACUGAGAGCUCCCCCAAAGAUGAGGCAAGUCGCAAAGAUGAUGGCGCGAUCUCGGACUCAGAGAAAGCCGAUAGCGCGUCAAGUAAAUCGGCGAAAGAUGUGACGAACGGUGGUGCAGCGGGUGCUAGUGAAAGUGACGCGGGUGUGACGACAGCGACGGUGACGGUGACGGCGGGGUCGCCGGGAGAAGGUGAGAGCUCGACCUCGACCGCCGCCGACUCGGACUCCAAACCGGACCCGCCGCGGCCGAGGCCGAAGCCGGUGGCGCGGCCGGUGCCGGCUCCAGCUCGGAUUCCGAGCGAUGUCGAGGCCCAGCUGGCCGACUGGGACGCGUAGUGAGGCCGCCGCCGCCGCCGCUGGGCGGCAUACAGCGCACCCACCCAUCACAGUCUUUCCACGCGCCGCGCGCGCAUCCCGCCACCGCCUCUAGGGCCACCGCCCGCCAGCCGGGCACAGGGUAACUGCUAGAACGAGCUGCUUGCUGAACUAGCAGGCAUCACACUCAGCACACGUCUUUGUCGGUGCUGUGAAGUGGAGGAUGUUUGAGUAAUUUUGCCGAGCGAUGCCGCUCCGUUCUCUUUCGGUAUGAAUGUGGUGUGUUUGGUAGCAUGAAUUCAAAUGUGUUUGAACUUUUGUAGCGACCCGUAAUCACAAGUGUAUCUCUUGUACUGUCCUGUCUUUUUGGGAGCGUUUUCCAGUUGGGCACGGACGGAGCUCCGCUCACGGCGGCGCCGGUCCGCCCCGUCAGGUGUAGAAUUUGUGAUAUAUCUGCGCGCCGCGCCAUACCGGUAGUACAGACGCCGCGCACUGCGCGCGCGCGGUGUCCCAAUACAUAUCUAGUCGGGCGGGCGGCGCUGCGCCCGGUGCAGGGGCGCAGCGCCGCCGCCCCGCCCGCUGCCGCCGGCUGAAGGUGUGUGACAAUGUGCAUGAUGUAAUCUGAUCGUGGGCCCGUGCCGGCCCGUCGUGGCAUUCAAUAUAUACUAUUCUUAUGUA
Amphibalanus amphitrite is the source of this 12097-nucleotide messenger RNA. RefSeq lists its product as uncharacterized. The transcript has 15 exons. Gene Ontology annotation, molecular function: DNA-binding transcription factor activity, RNA polymerase II-specific; RNA polymerase II transcription regulatory region sequence-specific DNA binding. The record is from RefSeq and is a predicted model, not a curated record. Gene Ontology annotation, cellular component: nucleus. Gene Ontology annotation, biological process: regulation of transcription by RNA polymerase II. The coding region runs from base 110 to 11440 and encodes 3776 amino acids. Lineage: Eukaryota; Metazoa; Arthropoda; Thecostraca; Balanomorpha; Balanidae.